AUGAAAAGAAACAUUCAAUCUAAAAAAAUUCUAUUGACUGUAUGCUGUUAUAACAGAAACCUGAAUGUCGAUACAUUACAGCGUAUUCAAGAUGAAGUUGCACCAGAUGUAUCAGCACUUAGCAGUGGUUUAUGUAUUACAACAAUUUUUCAAUUUUUUAUUCUACCGCGACAACGUCGAACAUUUUUAAUUAUAUCAGUGAUAUGGAAUAUAUCAAACAUUAUUGGUGCCGUUCUAUUAACACACAACAUAAUCUAUGCAAAUCCAUUUUUGGCACAUGAUUGGGCAGCUUUGUUUGUUCAACAAACAACUAUCUCGGUUAUUGGUCUUAUCGGUGACGCCAGUGAAGCCGGUAAUCGUGCAGAAAUAUCUAAACGUUUAGGUGAAGCCGUACAUCGUCGUACUCAAUUAGAGGCAUUAAAAAGUCGUCAAGACCAAUUACUACUAUCUGUUAUUCCAGCUUAUCUAACCGAUAAGGUUAGCAAAUCAAUUGUAGCAUCAACAUCAGAAAAUGCAAGCAAAAAAAAUAAACAUCAUAAACUGUUUCAUGAACUUCAUGUACAGUUACAUGCCAAUGUCAGCAUCUUAUUUGCUGAUAUAGUCAAUUUUACGGUAUUAGCAGCUCAGCUUAGUGCUCGAGAUUUAGUGCGUACGCUAAACGAACUGUAUUCAAAGUUUGAUCGUGAUGCUCAGAAAUUACAAUGUAUGCGGAUAAAAUUUUUGGGUGACUGUUAUUACUGUGUAAGCGGUAUGCCGGUGAAUAGACCAAAUCAUGCUGAUAUGUGCGUUGUUAUGGGACUGGAAAUGAUUAAAACCAUUAAGCAGGUCCGAAUUGCGACAGGCGUUGAUGUUAAUAUGAGGAUUGGUGUUCAUACUGGUUCUGUACUUUGUGGUGUUCUUGGCCUGCGAAAAUGGCAAUUUGAUGUUUGGAGUGACGAUGUUAACCUUGCAAAUCGUGUUGAAUCUUCUGGUGUUCCUGGAGCAGUUCAUAUAACUAAGACCACAAAAGAAAUGUUACGUGGCGACUAUAAUAUUGUUGAAGCACAUACUGAUGAUCCUGUAGUCGGUUCGCUCGGACAGCCAACCUACUUCAUCUUACCUGACAAAACAUCCGUUUUGGAGCGAAAUGCCUCAAUUGUUCGUAGAAGUUCAACGCACUCGCUGUCCAGUUCGGAUACAGUUGAUGUUGAAGUAUCAUUAAAUAGCCUAAACUCAAGCCGGCUGUCUUUGAAGUCGAAAGUUUCAAAAGUUGUUGAAUCCUGGGGUGCGGAAACAGCAUUUGCAAAUCUGUCAAAAUUCAUCAAAUUUCAGUCAAAUAUUGCUCGUCGUCCGCAUUAUAAUAGUACGAUACAGAGUAUGACACUGAUCGAAAACAAUCUAACCAACUUUUCUCUAUCAAAGUUAAAUGUCUUUUUUCAUUGUUCAAAUCCGGCAACUGUAGUCUCACCUUAUCUUUUGUGGCCUUUCAGAAAAAAAUCUGCGUUAUGUCAGUUUUCGGACUGUUCAAUAUUUUUGGUUUUUAUAAUCGCUGUCAACAUAUCACAAAUGCUUCUGAUUUUUGGACACCAUCCGUUAGUUCGUUUUUCUUUUAACUCAACAACUGAAAAAUUACUUUUGGCUUUUGUUUGCUUAUCUAUUUCAAAUGAAAGCGUACAAUGGAUACAGGUUUUACAGCUGCUGAUGUGUACCUUCUUACUUGGUGCUAUUUGUGUUAUCGACUGGAUAUUUCCGGUGCUAAGAAGUAUACUAAUUUGUCUAUCAACAGCAAUUACGGUUUUUGCUACAUUAGGUCCACACUUUAUAUAUAUUACAUUUGCUCCACCGGGAAGUGAAGGAAUUCCGUCGUUGAUAUGGCUUUCCGCUUGUGUGGUAAAUUUUUCAUCAAUUUUUCUUCUUUAUCGUUUCCCAUAUGCUCUUCGAUGUGUUCUGCUGUCGUCGUAUUUCGUUAUUUUCAUCCUUUUUCUGUGUUUAUUUCCGUCAUCACAGAAUACUUUAAAGUGGAAAAGCUAUAAUUUGACACUGAUUUGUGUGGAUAUGAUAUUUGCAUUUCUGUUACUUCUGUUUAUUGAUUGGAUAACGGACUAUGAACGAAAAGCAGAAGCGGCCUGUAAUGUUUCAUUCAGAAACGAAGAACGUGAUGUGGAAACAAUGCAAGACAUCAAUAAGCUAUUGAUUGAAAAUAUUCUACCAUCAGGAGUUGCUGAUAAAUUCUUAGAUCCGGAUCGUUGUGUCGAUGUUCGAAGUUUACCAUUCAAGGAACUAUAUGCUCGUUCGCACGACAACGUAUGUGUAAUGUUUGCGAGUAUACCAAAUUUUCAAGAAUUUUGGUCACAGUGGGAUAGAACCAGAAAACUGGAAUGUCUUAGAUUACUGAAUGAAAUUAUUUGCGAAUUUGACAAGCUGUUAUCAAAACCGAAAUUUAGCGGUAUAGAAAAAAUAAAAACUAUAGCUAGUACAUACAUGGCAGUUGCCGGUUUAAAUGAACAGGAUAAUGUCGAUGAUCAGGAUCAUUUGGAGUUUAUUGAUGAAACUGCGCCAGCAGAAAAAAGACUACACGAUAAAGCAUUUAGAAAUUCGUGUGUUAUGGUUGAGUUUGCAACAGCUAUGUGCGCUAUCCUUGAUCAACUAAAUCGAGAUUCGUUCCAAAAUUUUGAACUUCGAUUUGGUAUGAGUUGUGGUCCUUUGGUUGCCGGUGUUAUUGGUGCACAAAAACCGCAAUAUGAUGUCUGGGGAAAUACCGUCAAUUUGGCAAGUCGAAUGGACACCUAUGGAGAACCAAAUAAAAUUCAUAUGACUGGAGAAAUGGGUAGACUACUUCUACGCGGUGGAUUUCCGUUACAGAGUCGAGGUAAAAUGCGUGUAAAAGGUGUUCGAGAACCAAUUGAAACAUUUUUUUUACCUCUUGAUUUUAAACGUGAAUCAGCUGCCAGUUUAUGCUCACAAAGACAAAAUUCCUUCUGA
Molecule: messenger RNA, 2961 nt
Organism: Enterobius vermicularis (human pinworm)
Lineage: Eukaryota; Metazoa; Nematoda; Chromadorea; Rhabditida; Oxyuridae
Source: the annotation of a GenBank genome assembly